Molecule: messenger RNA, 3777 nt
Organism: Tachysurus fulvidraco (yellow catfish)
Lineage: Eukaryota; Metazoa; Chordata; Actinopteri; Siluriformes; Bagridae
Product: hepatic leukemia factor-like
Exons: 4
Coding region: 304-1185 (293 amino acids)
Biological process (GO): regulation of transcription by RNA polymerase II
Cellular component (GO): nucleus
Molecular function (GO): RNA polymerase II cis-regulatory region sequence-specific DNA binding; DNA-binding transcription factor activity, RNA polymerase II-specific
Source: RefSeq, a predicted model, not a curated record
AGCGUGACGCCAGAGACGGCGGCGGCGCGCGCACAUGGAAGGCGAACCAGCUCGCGCUCGAGCCGCUCAGAAGCAGCAGAAACGCUAAGCGGGACUGCGGGAGUGCGCGCGCGCGGCUUUAUAACGCACCGCUCGCUGCUGCUCUCCGUUUAUCUGGUUUUAUUCUUUAUCUCUGGAGAGUUCUUUCCUUUCUCGGUUGUUGAUUUAUUGUCUUUUCCUUUUUGCUUUGCACUUUCGACCAGAUUUCCCUCCCUCUACUCUUCUCGUUACCGGAGGAUUUAACCGUGUUGCUCGUGCGCAACGAUGGAGAAAAUGUCACGGCCCGUAAACUCCGCUUUCCUGCCUCCGACCCACGGGGUGCUGAAAUCCCUCUUGGAGAACCCAAUGAAGCUGCCAUUCCACCAUGACGAGGGUUUUGCAAAAGAGAAAGAAAAAGAGAAGAAGCUGGAGGAAGAUGGAACUGCAGCGAAUGCACCUCAGUCCGCGUUUCUUGGGCCAACCCUGUGGGACAAAACACUACCGUACGAUGGAGACAACUUCCAGCUGGAGUACAUGGACCUGGAGGAGUUCUUGUCUGAAAACGGCAUUCCUGCCAACCCACAGAGUGAGCAGAACCAGAUUACCCAGCAGCCCCUGCAGCAGAGCCCCACCAUGCCCUCACCACCAUCUGUGGUUGACCUGAGCAACCGGGCCAGCACCUCAGUACACGCUGAAAUGGUGACCCAGGGCUGUCUACCAAGUCCCAGCCGAGCAGUCUUGCCAUCGAGCCGCAACACCCCGAGUCCAAUCGACCCCGAGUCCAUCCAGGUUCCGGUGAGUUACGAUCCCGACCCUGCUGAUCUGGCUCUGUCCAGCGUUCCGGGUCAGGAGAUGUUCGACCCACGCAAGCGCAAGUUCAGCCUGGAGGAGCUGAAACCUCAACCCAUGAUCAAAAAAGCACGCAAAGUCUUCAUCCCUGAAGACCUGAAGGAUGAUAAGUAUUGGGCGCGGCGUCGGAAGAACAACAUGGCGGCGAAGCGUUCCCGGGAUGCCCGACGCCUCAAAGAGAACCAGAUCGCCAUCCGAGCCGGUUUCCUGGAGAAAGAGAAUGCGGCGCUCAGGCAGGAAGUGGCAGAGCUGCGUAAGGAACUGGGACGCUGCCGGAACAUUGUGGCCAAAUACGAGGCGCGGCACGGCACCCUGUGAACCCGCCCCUGACCUCUGACCUCUCCUCAAGCCCCACCUCCACCAUCAUAUCACCUACUACACCACCUUCUCCAAGGACUUCUGUGUGCCACGAUUAGAGCACUCUCCUCCACCCGUCUCUCUCUCUCUCUCUCUCUCUCUCUCUCUCUCUCUCUCUCUCUCUCUCAGUGUGUGACAGGUGUUAGCGCUCACUAGCACUUGCUCUCUGUCACCUUUAUUCUUUUCUUUCCUAUCUGCAUGUCUGAUUUUCACCGGAAAGUGGUGCUGAAUGCUUUCUCUCUCUCUCUCUCUCUCUCUCUCUCUCUCUCUCUCUCUCUCUCUCUCUCUCCAUCCUUGCUUUUAUCGCUUUUCCUCAUGCUAACACACACCAGCGUUGUUUUAUUUUUAUUCUCACCAUCAUGCACCGUCCUCUCAGAGAGCAAUAACUCCAAUACACAAAAAGAACGCAGUGCUAACCGACUCUUACUUUCUCUUUCUCUCUGUCGUCUAGUUCACCGUGUAGUGUGUGUGUGUGUGUGUGUGUGUGUGUGUGUGUGUGUGUGUGUGUGUGAAAUAGAUUUAUAUAUAAACCGUGCGUUCAUACUAACUAGCAACAAAGCAGAUUUCCUGUGGAAGUUUGUGAGAUGCGAUUAUGACGACAAUCAACAAAGUUACGGUUUUUAAUCGCCGAAUAAAAAUUAGCCAGGUAAUUCCACUUCCUGUCUGUGUUCGGUUGCUACGGCGCUUAUUUUCAGGUUGUUUGUUGCACUAUUUAUUAGUAAUAGCUUAGCUAACCAUUAGCCAGGCUAGCUUAUUGUUUAUUGUUUAAUGGCAUAGAGAUUCAAACCCUUACAGCAAAAAAAAAAAAAACCCCACACAUCUGAACAUCAGAAUGAUGCUACAAGCUGCUCCGAUGCUAGCAGGAUAUAGCGCUGUUAGCUAGCUAGCUAGUGAUUCCUAUUUUCAUAGCAAAAUACUGUUUUCAGCAUGCUAGUCAGUUUAGCUGGUAAAUACUAAGCUGUUCUUUAACUCCACAUUCAAUAAAAAAAACCCUUAGAGUUUAUUUCCUGUGGUGUUUAUUUUUUUGUGCUUCUGCUAGCUUUAGGAAACACUUAUUUUAGAUAAAAAUAUUUUGAAAGAUAUUUUAAAAGUUUAAAAGAGACAGUGUUUCCAGAGCAGGUCAGCUAGCUAGCUUUAGCUUUAGCUUUACGUUAGCUUUAAUGUUGCAAAAUAAAAGCAGCAUGUUUACAUAGAAGUUUCCCCUCAGAGCACACGGCUAACAAAUGCACAUGUGAACUCAUGCUAGCACACCUGUCAUCCUCCUCAUCUCUCUCUCUCUCUCUCUCUCUCUCUCUCUCUCUCUCUCUCUGUCUCUCUCUCUCUCUCUCUCUCACAAGCUGCACUAAAGCGUCUUUCACAAUCCGAUCUCUGGGUGCGAGUCUACCUUCUGUACCAGGAAUCUGAUCUAUUUAUGGACUGGUUGUUUUUUCUUUUUUACUUUGCACUUAUUAAUGUUUGAUGUUAUUAUAUUAAUCUUCUUCUCCGUGUAAUGAUCUUCAUCUGCUUUUCUUUAGAUGCAUGAAGGUGAAGUUACGCCGUUCUCCAGACUGUAAAACCGUGUUAUAUUUUAUACCUCCGGUCUAACAGGAUGGGACGCAUCAGCGAGCGCGUGACGCUAGAUCGUCCUGCGUCGUCGCAACACGACGAAGGAGAAAUAAAACUCGACCGAAAGGUGUUUCUGAUCAUUUGAAGGUCGUGUUCCUUUUCCAUAUAAAAUAAACUAGCUGGCUAACUAGCGUGAGGAAGGAGGACGCCGCUAGCCAAACAAUCCUGCUGUAAAUUGUAAGCUAACUGCAUGCUAACAGAGCAGGAGUGAGAUAAAUGCUAAUGCUGAUGCUAAGACUAAAGUCGGAGCGACGUACGGUCUGGAGAACGUGUUUGUUUUCUUUCUUCCCUCCUCUGCACCCCUUUUCUUUCCUGUUUCCUGUCGAGUUUUUUUCUGUUUCCUGUACAGAUGUGUGACGUCUUCUCUCGUAGCUUUACCUCGGUUCUCUCUCGUCUCUCAGAUGGCUGUGCUGAAUGUAUGCCGAGUUUUUCUCUUUUUUCGUUUUCUUUUUCAUUAGAGAUCGCUAGAUGACGUUGUCUGUGAUUAGCAUGGCUAACGCAAUCAGUUUGUUUACUACAGACCAAAACGUGUGGGACACACACACACACACACACACACACACACACACACACACACACACACACUAAUAACAGAGCUAUAUUGGUUAAAACAGAGAUGUUAAUGUUUAUACAGAAUAUUCUAGAGUUCUACGUUUUACGUCUUUUUGUACAGUAUUUUUCUUAUUCCCGAGUAAAAGGCACAACAGGCUCAGAGUCGUACGUAAACCUCGACAUAAAACAUAAUCUAUUUACACAAAUAUAUAGAAAUAAAGCUCUAUAUCUUCUAUGUUCCUCAGAGGUAAGCUAGCGUUGCGUUUUGUGAGCGAAUCAGGGGACGAUAUUAAAACUCGUCAAAACGCAAAGUCGGAUUUUGCCUUUUUUUUUUUUGUAUAAUUGUAAAGUGUGAAAAGAAAUGUGAUUAUAAAUAAAAGAACUGAUUUAUUAUUA